AUGGACACAAAGUUGAAUUAUUGGCAACAGAUAAGACAGGCGGCAGACAAAGCAUCAGCAGUAACGUCGGCCCUAAGCAGGCUUAUGGCUAAUGUAAAUGGGCCAAGACCAUGCAAAAGACGCCUGCUAAUGUCAGUGGCCCAGUCCAUUAUGCUUUACGGAGGAGAGAUAUGGGUGGACGCACUUAAAAAGAAGACCUACCGAAGACGGCUGGCAGCGGUUCAGCAAAAGGGAUCCUUAAGAAUCGCGUGCUCGUUUCGUACGGUAUCAGAACCGGCGAUAAUAGUGAUCGCAGGCGUGUUGCCGAUUGAUUUGAUGGCACAGGCGAAAAAGCUGGUAUUCGAAAGAACACCAGAAGUGGGCAAGCACAUAGCUAAAGCGGAAGCCAGAGCGCUUUCUUUAGAAAAAUGGCAACAACGGUGGGACAGUGAUCAUCGCGGAAGAUGGACAGCAAGGCUGAUACCGCAGCUAAAUACAUGGCUGGAUCGCACCCAUGGAGAAACGAGUUACUAUUUAACGGAAUAUCUCUCAGGACAUGGUGAUAUUAGCUCUCCGAGAAGAUGCGAUGCUGUGUUUCACUGA
Belonocnema kinseyi is the source of this 582-nucleotide messenger RNA. RefSeq lists its product as uncharacterized. The record is from RefSeq and is a predicted model, not a curated record. Bases 1 to 582 code for a protein of 193 amino acids. Lineage: Eukaryota; Metazoa; Arthropoda; Insecta; Hymenoptera; Cynipidae. The transcript has 2 exons.